AUGGAUCGUAAUCCAUUGAGAAGUAAUAACCACUAUACUAAUGAAGCAUUAAAUGAUGAUGAGAAUACAUGGGCUCAUACACAGAAUGAAGAAGAUUUUGUACAUGGUAAUACUCGAGGGGUACGAGUAAGAACAAGGGAAAAUAGAGAAUUAUGGGAAAACAAUGAAUUAGGGGAAAACAAAGAAUUAGGGGAAAAAAACGAAUUAGGGGAAAAAAACGAAUUAGGGGAAAAAAACGAAUUAGGGGAAAAAAACGAAUUAGGGGAAAAAAACGAAUUAGGGGAAAAAAACGAAUUAAGGGAAGAAAACAAGUUAAGAGAAAAUGUAGAGGACCAAAGAAAAACAGAUUUAAAGGAAAAGGCAAGACGAAAAGCAGACUGUGUUGUAACUGAUGCUCAAACGACAUUCUCACUCAUUCAGGCAAUUAUUUUUGCCGCCGCUGUUUUCCUGAAUGUAAUCCUUCUGAAUAAGAAUGUGUACAUAGGAAGCGAGAUGAGCGAACAUUUGUACUUAUCAAGAGGAGCAGGAAGAGUAGUAAACGCAAGAAAUAUAAAUGAAAAUGUAGAGAAUGUUCGGUCUAAUGAAACAACACCGGAAGAUUUGAACUUUAAUAUUUCCGAUGAAAUACCUUCUUCUAAUUGCCAUACAAAAGUAUCUAGUCAUGAGGAUCAAACUCCUCAAACAAGUGAACAUGAUGAUAUGUUGACUUUACUUGACAAUGAAUUGUAUUAUGAUUAUGAAAAUUAUAAAGAUGAAGAAGACUAUGUAAAAGAUAAUUAUUAUCAAGAGGAUAAUAAUGGAAACUACCCAAACGAAUUAGAUCAUAGGGGCCACGACUAUCAUGAGGACCAUUAUAAUUAUACAGACAAAUAUUAUCAUAGAGAACAUGAUAAUCAGAGAAUAAAUGAUAAUCAAAGAAUAAAUGAUAAUCAAAGAAUAAAUGAUAAUCAAAGAAUAAAUGAUAAUCAAAGAAUAAAUGAUAAUCAAAGAAUAAAUGAUAAUCAAAGAAUAAAUAAUAAUAAAUGA
This is a messenger RNA of Plasmodium malariae, 1026 nucleotides long. RefSeq lists its product as uncharacterized. Bases 1 to 1026 code for a protein of 341 amino acids. Lineage: Eukaryota; Apicomplexa; Aconoidasida; Haemosporida; Plasmodiidae. The transcript has 3 exons. The record is from RefSeq and is a predicted model, not a curated record.